This is a messenger RNA of Ailuropoda melanoleuca (giant panda), 2332 nucleotides long. It is a transcript of the gene BOP1, whose product is annotated as BOP1 ribosomal biogenesis factor. The coding region runs from base 1 to 2256 and encodes 751 amino acids. Gene Ontology annotation, biological process: maturation of LSU-rRNA from tricistronic rRNA transcript (SSU-rRNA, 5.8S rRNA, LSU-rRNA); ribosome biogenesis. Gene Ontology annotation, cellular component: PeBoW complex; preribosome, large subunit precursor. The record is from RefSeq and is a predicted model, not a curated record. Gene Ontology annotation, molecular function: ribonucleoprotein complex binding; protein binding. NCBI's taxonomy places the organism in Eukaryota, Metazoa, Chordata, Mammalia, Carnivora, Ursidae. The transcript has 16 exons.
AUGUGGCUAUGCUGGCUAUGGCCUUGGAGGCUGGCCACGCAGAGCCUGGGUCGGCAGGGUGCCUGGCGCGUGGUUGGUGGCCUGGGGGUCUGGCUGUCAUCAACCCUGUGCUCCUUGCAGUCCUCUCUUGCCUGUGCUCCUGCUCCCAGCCUCCAGGAUGGCAGCAGUUCUGGCCUGUCUGAAAGCGAGGAGAGUGUGUUCUCAGGCCUGGAAGAUUCCGGCAGCGACAGUAGUGAGGAUGACCCAGCCAAGGAAGAGGAUGGGGUCAGCAGUGACGAGAGCCACGGCGAGACGGAGAAGACCACUGAGCAGCGGGUGCAGGAUGGGACCCCUUCCCCGAGGACGGCGGUGGCGAGAGUGCAGGGCUGUGAAGAGUACGCGGAGGACAGCUCUGACGAGGAGGACAUCCGGAACACGGUGGGCAAUGUGCCCCUGGAGUGGUACGAUGACUUCCCCCACGUGGGCUAUGACCUGGACGGCAGGCGCAUCUACAAGCCCCUGCGGACCCGUGACGAGCUGGACCAGUUUCUGGACAAGAUGGACAACCCUGAUUACUGGCGCACGGUGCAGGACCGGAUGACGGGGCACGACGUGCGGCUGACGGACGAGCAGGUGGCCCUGGUGCGGCGGCUGCAGAGGGGGCAGUUUGGGGACGGGGGCUUCGAUCCGUAUGAGCCGGCUGUGGACUUCUUCAGCGGGGACCCAAUGAUCCACCCGGUGACCAACCGACCCGCCGACAAGCGCAGUUUCAUCCCGUCCCUGGUGGAGAAGGAGAAGGUCUCUCGCAUGGUGCACGCCAUCAAGAUGGGCUGGAUCCAGCCUCGCCGGCCCCGGGACCGCACCCCUGGCUUCUACGACCUCUGGGCGCGGGAGGACCCUGACGCUGUGCUGGGCCGGCACAAAAUGCACGUGCCCGCUCCCAAGCUGGCCCUACCCGGCCACGCGGAGUCCUACAACCCACCUCCCGAGUACCUGCCCAGCGAGGAGGAGCGCCUGGCGUGGGAGCAGCAGGAGCCGGGGGACAGGAAGCUCAACUUCCUGCCACACAAGUUCCCGAGCCUGCGGGCCGUGCCCGCCUACGGCCGCUUCAUCCAGGAGCGCUUCGAGCGCUGCCUCGACCUCUAUCUGUGCCCACGGCAGCGCAAGAUGAGGGUGAACGUGGACCCUGAAGACCUCAUCCCGAAACUGCCCCGGCCGCGGGACCUGCAGCCUUUCCCCACGUGCCAGGCCCUAGUCUAUAGAGGCCACAGCGACCUUGUCCGUUGCCUUAGUGUCUCCCCGGAGGGCCAGUGGCUGGCUUCAGGCUCCGACGAUGGCUCAGUGCGGUUCUGGGAGGUGGCCACGGCCCGCUGCUUGAGGACCAUGUCCGUGGGGGGCGUGGUGAGGAGCGUUGCCUGGAACCCUCACCCCACCAUCUGCCUGUUGGCUGUGGCAGUAGAGGACUCAGUGCUGCUCCUGAACCCGGCCCUGGGGGACCGGCUGGUGGUGAGCGGCACGGACCAGCUGCUGAGCGCCUUUGUCCCGCCCGAGGAGCCCGCGGUGCAGCCGGCCCGCUGGCUGGAGGCCUCAGAGGAGGAGCGCCAGGGGGGCCUGCGGCUGCGCAUCUGCCACGGGAAGCCGGUGACACAGGUGACCUGGCACGGGCGCGGGGACUACAUGGCCGUGGUGCUGGCCGCCGCAGGCCACACGCAGGUGCUGAUCCACCAGCUGAGCCGGCGCCGCAGCCAAAGCCCCUUCCGCCGUAGCCACGGACAGGUGCAGCGGGUAGCCUUCCACCCUGUGCGACCCUUCCUGCUGGUGGCUUCCCAGCGCAGCGUCCGCCUUUACCACCUGUUGCGCCAGGAGCUCACCAAGAAGCUAAGACCAAAUUGCCNGGGGGGGGUGUCCCCACCACCCUAUCUGCCCCCAGGGGACAAUGUCAUUUGCGGCAGCUAUGACAGCAAGCUCGUGUGGUUCGACCUGGACCUUUCCUGUGAGCCGUACAGGGUGCUGAGGCACCACAAAAAGGCCCUCAGGGCUGUGGCCUUCCACACCCGAUACCCACUGUUCGCAUCUGGCUCUGACGACGGGAGCAUCAUCGUCUGUCACGGGAUGGUGUACAAUGACCUGCUGCAGAACCCGCUGCUGGUGCCGGUGAAGGUGCUGCGGGGGCAUGUGCUGACCCGAGACCUGGGGGUCCUGGACGUGGCCUUCCACCCCACCCAGCCGUGGGUCUUCUCUUCGGGGGCCGACGGCCCCCUCCGCCUCUUCACCUAGGCCGCCUGGUUUCCGUGGGGCGUGGGGGGGGGGGCGUGUGUGCUGAGGACCCUCAAUACAGGUGUUCCCCUGCCGA